This is a messenger RNA of Exophiala bonariae, 1011 nucleotides long. RefSeq lists its product as uncharacterized. NCBI's taxonomy places the organism in Eukaryota, Fungi, Ascomycota, Eurotiomycetes, Chaetothyriales, Herpotrichiellaceae. The record is from RefSeq and is a predicted model, not a curated record. Gene Ontology annotation, cellular component: cytosol. The coding region runs from base 1 to 1011 and encodes 336 amino acids. The transcript has a single exon.
AUGUCUCGAGCUCACAAGACACAUCCAGAACUUGUCCUAGGAACCGCCAACUUCGGCUCAGCUAGCGACCCGAUAACCAAGACGACGACACCAGAGCGUGCAGCAGAACUUCUGACCAUACUGUACUCCUCCGGCUCUGACACAAUCGACACAGCCCAACGCUACCCACCGUUCGCACAGGGGACCAGUGAGAAACUCCUCGGCGAGACAUUCGCCCUCCUCCACAAAACCACCUCGACAACCACCAGUACUACAACUCCACACCAUGCCGUCCCGAGCAAAUCAACCAUCAAACUCGACACGAAAGUCCUCUCCAACCCCGGCGACCACACCAUACCACGCAUAAACGCCAGCAUCGCGUCGUCGCUCGCCUCGCUCGCCCCGGCCAAGAUCCAUACCAUCUACGCGCACGCCCCGGACCCGGACACACCACUGAGUUCACCGGCAUCAGCGUUCCACGACGCCGUUAUCGCCGGACACGCCGCGCAGUGGGGGAUCAGCAACUACAGUCUGGAACAAGUGCGCGAGCUGUUGCAGAUCUGCGACGCGCACGGCUGGGUUCGCCCGGCCGUCUACCAGGGCCGGUAUAACGCGGUGGCGCGCGGCGCCGAAGCCGAGCUGAUCCCGUAUCUGCACGGCCAGGGCAUUGCGUUCUACGCGUUUGCGCCCGGUGCGUCCGGUACCUUUGGUGCCGCGUCGCGGCUGGAGCUGCAGAAUGCGGUGGGCGAGGCCAUGCGAGGCGCGUACGGUGCGGAUCAAGUGAGGGUCGCGGUUGAGAGGGUGAGGAGCGUGGUGGCGGAAAAGGGCCUGGGAAGUGCGCAUGAGGUCGUGGUCAGGUGGGUUGUUUGGCACAGUGCCUUGGAUAGGAAGUUUGGGGACAAGGUCAUUUUUGGAACGGGUGGGCCGGAUCAGUUGAGAGCGAUGUUGGAGGCAGUGGAGAGGGGACCUUUGGAGCCGGAUGUCGUCGAGGUCGUGGAGCAGGUUUGGCCUGAAGUGUCGAGGAAAGAUUAA